This is a messenger RNA of Porites evermanni, 2200 nucleotides long. NCBI's taxonomy places the organism in Eukaryota, Metazoa, Cnidaria, Anthozoa, Scleractinia, Poritidae. The record is from the annotation of a GenBank genome assembly.
AUGUCGAAGAGGACAAAGCAACCACAAAUUCACCAGUUUUUCGGACCGUCAUCAGCAAGGUAAGCAUUAAUAGAUUAGUCUAUUACACGAGUACGCUUAAUUAUAGCAAGCAGACAGUGCUGAUUUCUCAAGAGUUGUUUCAUGAAUCGAUUUAAAACUGAAAUAUCAUAAGUUUACAUUCUAAAUUUUCUUCCCUAGAUCGGAGACCAGCAAAGAUAAUGAGUCUUUUGACCAAUCAUCUAAUUCUUCUAGCAGUUUGAAUGAGAGCUCGAGUAGUGCAAAGAGGAUUCGUUGCUCUAGCGAUGCCGGUAAGAACAUUUUCCAUAACAAAAAAUACUACAAGCUAUCAAUUUGGCACUUGUCAACACUUUUUUUAUUUUGUGUUUACAGAGACCGAAAAAGUGACCCAAACAGGUACAGGCAGUGACGAUUUGCCAGUGACCGUCGCUCGACAAAAUGAGACAACUCUAUCUUCUUCAAAGCAAGGUAUUUCAUUUUUUAAAUUAGUGACAUAAAUCAGAAAGCUUAAGCUUAUAUAUUACAUAAAAAUGGAAAACGUCAUUGCCAUUAUCAAAGCUCGGACCCAAUGUUAGGUGCACAGCAGUGUUACUUAACUUCACUCAUGCUUUUUAAAGCAGCAUUCUGUUCUCUACGUGACAAUCCAGACUAACCAUGAAAAUUUGUAAACAUGCGGGAUAAGUCGAGUCACGAUCAUUAUCAGUUUGAUGCGGCUUUGUUGGAGACCUCUAAUUAAAGUUAUUUCCGACACGUUUCUUUGCCAGCGGAAUGAAUAAAAUGAACAACGUAAACAAGGUCCAUUAUGUCUGAGUUGGGCAUUUUCCAAUAUUUUCUCAGGUGCUACCAUGAUGAGUCUUCCUCGCGAAGUCCUUUUGGAAAUAUCAAAGUGGCUCUCAUUGGAAGAACGCAUGACAAACCUUGCACCAGUCUGCAGAUAUCUUUAUAAUGUCAUGCAUGAUUCUAGUCUUUGGAGAACUGUUUAUUCAAACACUGAAUUCACUCUUCAUUCGUUUAAUUAGUAAUUUAGACACGAUAGGGAUUUACGGCAUCUAGGCUUUAGACAUUUGCAAAGACCUCUAACUUUUAUUACCGACGCUUUUUUUAUUGAACAAAAAUUAAUGAACUGUUACAACUUACUAUCUUUGGAUCUUGGAUACAAUACGUCGAUUUCUUCUUUACACUUUGUGAGACAUAUGCCCAGUUUAAGGGAACUUGAUAUAACAAGUUGCCAAAAUAUUACAUUAGAAAGUCUAGUAACUUCCCUUUACAAAAAAAAUACACUAGAAAUAUUAAGAAUGCCUAAUUGUUUUCAAGUAGGCGGAAUUUCCUUAGUGUCUGUAGUAAAAUCCUUACCUGACAUUAAAAUUGUUGACGCUGGUGGUUGUGAAACAAUAUCCGUAAAUCAAGCUCGAGAUAUUUUGCAGAAUUGCCAACUCUCCGAAUUUUCUUUUUCCCCUAACAAAAAAAACAUCCAAGUUCAAAUUGAAAGCAAAUGCGGGCGCACGAUUAAGAGAAACAGAGAAAUUGUGAAAAGUGUUGCAAAGUGCGUCCAUUUUUGCGGCAAACAGUGCAUUGCAUUGAGAGGCCAUAGAGAUGACAGCACUGCCGAUCAAAAUGGAAACAGGGGCAACUUUCAAGCUUUGCUGGAAUUACGUGUUGACUCAGGCAAUGAAGUUUUAAAGAACCACCUAGCAACCCGCAGCGCGAAUGCACGAUAUUCUAGUAAAACAAUACAGAAUCAACUCAUAAUGCUGAUCGGAGACCACAUAAGGGAUUCGAUAAUUCAAGAAAUCAAAGAAGCAAAGUACUUCUCAAUUCUUUGCAAUAAAGUCACUGACAAUGCUAAUCUUGAACAGUUGUCUUUGGUUUUACGGUUUGUCGACAAAGAGUGCAUGAUCUGCGAAGAGUUUGUAGACUUUCGAUGCACCGAUCGAAUUACUGGUCAAGUAAUUUUUUUCCUUGAUCUUGGAGAAGUUUGACCAGUGGGGUCUGGACAUUUCAAACUGCCGAGGCCAAGGCUACGAUGGAGAAAGUAAUCAGCGUUGAUCAGCCGGAUUCGCAGAGAACUAAGAUCCGCGACCUCUGCCGUACUCGUUGGGUUGAACGUCACGAGGCAUACGAAACGUUCACGCUGUUACUUCCAUCGAUUGUUAAAACCUUUGAGGUUAUUUUGGAUGAAUAG